This is a messenger RNA of Phytomonas sp. Hart1, 2672 nucleotides long. NCBI's taxonomy places the organism in Eukaryota, Euglenozoa, Kinetoplastea, Trypanosomatida, Trypanosomatidae. The record is from the annotation of a GenBank genome assembly.
GAUACAAAAUAAGAAAUUAAUACUUAAUAUUACCUAUAAAGAAACAAAGGGAAAUAACACACAAGAAAAAGAAGGAGUUAAAAAUAAUGGUAAAAGAGAGCUAUUCUGAUGCGAGUAGUUUUCCGAUGGGUCAAGGCAGCACAAAUUGUUCUGUUGGCUUGGCAUCGAAUAAAUUUUCAUUUGAAAAUGAAAUAUCGACACUCCUUGAAUUGUUUCACAGGCAAAUUACCCUAGAUAAAACUUCAAAAAAUGAGAAAACACAUAAACAAAAUUCUUCUGAGCGAUCAAUGGAGUCCUCCUCAAAUAAUUUUGAUCUCGAUUAUAUUAUAAAUAAACAAGUCAGCUCCUUUGCUAUUCCAUCCUUUUCGGUUACAUCUUUAACAAUCGUUUGGGUCGUUAACCUCCUUGUCUGCUUGUUAUGUUUUAUCCUGGCUGAAAUUUAUCAAGAAUACCUGGACCCAUUUCCGCUAAUUUUACUUGUUAUCUUGGGUUGUCAUCUUAUCACAAUGAAUAACUUUUUCCCAUAUGUGUUGGGUCGCUAUCGGUACGGUUCCCACCACUAUCAACUCUACCAACCUUUCAAGGGAGGUCACAAGUUCAUAAUUCUCCAGUUUUUCGGCAUUUUCUGUGUAUUAUUUUCUCUGUCAGUCGCGUUUUUCCACACCCUCUUCCUCUUAUCCUUAUCUUCGCACAAAAAUGUGCAUCACGGGCUCUAUACAAUAGUAAUUGUAUUCGGUAUCGCUGGCAACAUCCUUCUUUACCGCUCGCUUCAUUAUUUCCAACCGCAUAAGAAACGAAACGUGUCGACGCACAGUGACACCAACGACGCAAAUCCCAUCUUCAAUGAAACUUUCCCCACACCGGAAAGCUUUUUAGAGAUACUAUACACCGGCCCCAACCGUGAGUCUGGGUUAGUGGUAAUAUUUGUCAUCGCUCAAUAUUUUGUGAGUGUUUUGGUUGUGUUUCUACCCGAUAUUGCGACUAUUGUCGGUGUUUGUUGUUUUCUUGCUCAGCUACUUAGUGGUGUUCUCAUUCAUUUUACCAUCGGCCGCGCACAUCGACCAGGUUAUGGCUUUGGAGCCUUGCGGCUUCGACGCGGCGCGGAUACCAUCGGGUUCUGGACAGCACGAGCCCUCUAUAUCGGCUCAUUAGCCACGAAUGUCGCUCUCCUGAUGAAUUCAACAAUAAUACAUAAAAUACCUUUUAUUUGUGUGUGUGUAGCAUCUCUUAAUGGGUUUAGUAGCAUUAUUUUCUUUUUUUUCGUGCGUACUGCUUCUUUUAGCGCUACUGGCGUCACACCAUCCGAAUCCAUCUUUCAUUUAUAUGGAACCGUGCUGAAUGUUGCAACUUAUCUGUUAGGGGCUUCUUAUGUCAUGCUAACAUUUUACAUAACGCUCUACGAGGCUGAGUUGAACAACUCGAAGGUAGGGCAAAACAUAAAGGAAAUUUUACAUUUCUGCUUGCAGUUGAUCCUUGCUUUCUCACUUUUUAUGGCUCCAAUUACUCAGGCCUGUGGGUGUGCCAUUCACAAUGUGGAUUUUGCUAUUCUCUGUAGUUUUCAAGUUAAGCCGGCGUUUCUAUCCAUUCAAUGGGGAAUUUGGCUCCUCUAUCUAUCGGAAUUCCUAGCUACCGCGUUGUUUCUUUUCACAGGCACCCAUUUUUUCGGUCUUAUUGCGUGCAUUAGCUCGGCGUUCACUGUCACUUGCAUUACUUACUCGGCACGCAUAUACAAUUCAGAGCCAGAUCGAUCACUCUGGGUCGAUAGCACUGAUUUGACCACCAAUUUGAAUGAUACAACUCAAGGCCACUGUGAUACUCAAAGUUAUUCCCUUGAUAACGCUUCUAAACAACAGAAAUUAGAAUCUGAUCUGGCAUUUGCUAAGCUGCGCUCUCUGUUUCUUAAUAGUGAAGAAUAUAGUCAAUACGAGGGCUUCAGGAGCCUUGAAUUGAGUUCCCUCUUUAAUACUGGAAUGAUUUAUGCGUAUAUAUGCGCCCUCACGUCCUUCAUGCUAUGCUUCGUUAUUGAUCUUUCAGAACGCUAUAUGUGUUUUGAUGCAGCCAUUCCGCGCUCAAAGGUACUUCUCCUUGGGUGUCUCUUUAUCGGUGUGAGUGUACCGCUUGCCAACUUUUCCGCACAGAACAAGGAUAUUCAAGUGCAUAACCCAUUAUCCGCUAACUCAAGGUAUGUAGUACUGUAUGUGCUAAGCUGGACUUUACACGUUUUCAAUAUCCUGGGAAAUCUUUUUUUAAUUAACCACUUCCAAAAGGAGGGCUACUCGAUGGCAUUGAUAUCUCACACCAUUCGGGGUUUGUUGCAGUUCAUUCCUCUUAUACUUAUUACCAUUUUCAUCGCUAUGAAACACAAAAACGAUCUUCAGAAUCGACAACACCGCUGGAUCAGUAUUCGAGCUUUGCAAACGUUGAAUUUGAUCUUCAGCAAAAUGCUAGCGAGAGUAGAAAGAAAAGAAGACAAGGAUACCUUACAAAUACUGUUUUCCGCCGUUGCAGAGCCAGUUUUGCAGAUGUUUGGAGGGUUGGACUCGCCCGAUAUGUUACACCUUUGUUUGCCCACGCAAAUGCGUUUCGGUAGUAAGGAGGAUGUCCAGGAAUCCCAAAAGGCACCUUUCCAGCCCUUUUUUGGUUGCACUAAAAAAACGCUACAACGCUCUUAG